Molecule: messenger RNA, 4038 nt
Organism: Sebastes umbrosus (honeycomb rockfish)
Lineage: Eukaryota; Metazoa; Chordata; Actinopteri; Perciformes; Sebastidae
Gene: cdh27
Product: cadherin 27
Exons: 17
Coding region: 1064-3523 (819 amino acids)
Biological process (GO): cell-cell junction assembly; calcium-dependent cell-cell adhesion; adherens junction organization
Cellular component (GO): adherens junction; catenin complex; plasma membrane
Molecular function (GO): cadherin binding; calcium ion binding
Source: RefSeq, a predicted model, not a curated record
ACAACCUUCAAGAAAGUUCAAUUGUGUUAACGUGUGAUACCAACGCACAAAGCACCCUUUAGAGUCUGUAUGAAACACUGGGCAUUCCAUUAACUACAAUGUAAACCCAUCCGCGGCAACAGUAAACACUCAGAGAAAGGGCUCCGGGAGUGUGGUGACGUAGUCUAAGGCCCUGACACACCAAGUCGACGGUUGGCCGUCGGUGAUAGGGGUGUAAGAAAGUAACGAAAAUAUCUAAUAUCGCGAUGUUAUGUUUUGUGAUACUGUUUCAAUUCUCAAAAACACUGUUGAUUUUUAAUUAAUAGUUUACAAGCAAAGAUCAACUCAGUCAAUACUUUUUUUUCAUUUGCAAAGAUAUGCACCAUCUCAGUGUAUGUGCCCUCUCAAAGUAACAAAGUUACUCAGAUUUCAUGCAUAUGGUGAUGUGUUCUUUAUACUAUGACAGUUUUCAGUUUUAAAAUCGCAAUAUAUUGAAUCGUAACCCCUGUAUCAUGAUACGUAUUUCAGCACCAGAUUCUUGCCAAUACACAGCCCUAGUGUAUAAGGCAGCCGAGAAGUGGCGCCAGGAGGUAUGACAAAGCCUCUGUAUGUGACAAGUUUGGAUGAGAACGUGUUGGAUGCUACAUCCAGAACCUGUAAGGCAGCCUCAUAAAAAGCCUAUUUUUAUGUGCUGAGACCAUAAAAUGUUGAAUUACAAGAAUCAAAUAUAGAAAGAGUGAAAAGACAUCGUGUACUUCAUCUGUCUUUUUGCAGGAUAGAUGGUUGUUGUGUCCCAGUAACUAUAAAGCAGAGUUUCAAACAUCCCAUCACUGCAAGCAUUGCUCAAUUCUGAAGAAAACCUCAUGAGCAAACAAUGACGUGUCAAGGGCUAUAGACUGAAUGUUGGCAGAAUAAACACACACACACACACACAAACACACAUACAUACACUCUGCAACCUGUGAUUACUAUUCUUCAUGUGUGUGGGUGUGAAAAGGAGAGAGGGCAGGGUCUUGUCUUCCUUUACUCAAAUGUCAGACAAGCCAAACAGUCUUCAAACACUUGGGUGAACUGAACAGGCAUCAUGCUCUGCUUCCUCCUUCUGGUUUUUUAUUCGUCGAGUGCAACAUGCUCAGAGCUGCUGAGCCGUCACAGGAGGACUUGGAUCAUUGACUCCUUCACUAUAGAGGAGGGGCAUCCAGGACCCUUUCCUUAUGAGCUGGGCAAGAUAAAUAUAGAGCGGAGCUAUCGAGUAUACUUUGACCUCUAUGGGGAAGGAGUGGAUGAGGAGCCAAAGGGAGUUCUCUCCAUUCAUAAAGAGUCUGGCACCAUGUCGGUCCACCGGGCCGUGGACCACGAGGAGAACACACUGCUUAAGCUGAGAUUUGAGGCCAAAAAGACAGAUUUGUCGCUUGACACCAAAUUGGGAGUUGAAAUCUCCAUAUUGGACAUCAACGACAACCCACCGCGCUUUCAGAGGGAUCUGUAUGAAAUCAGCGUUGACGAGGGAACCACACAAGGCUCCCGUCUCCUGACUGUGGUAGCCUAUGACAGAGACCAGCAAGGGACGCCAAACUCAACAUUUCACUAUGAAAUCAAGUCUGUGUCUCCAAACCCUCCAGACACGGAGUUCACCAUCGACGAGUCCGGAACAAUCUCAUUCAAAGGAUGUUUGGAUAAUGAGGUGGCUGAAAUGUUCACAGUGGUGGUGGAGGCCAAGGACCACGGUGACGUAGUCAGUCUGUCCAGCUCAACCACUGUUGUCAUCCACGUCCAGGACGGCAACAACAACCUCCCGACCAUCAGCGGACAAACAGGCUCUGGCAAAGUAAAAGAAGAGGAGACCGGGACCUCUCCUCUGCGGCUGCAUGCGACGGACGAAGACACCCCAAACAGCCCGGCAUGGAGAGCCAAAUACAGCAUCCAGGGUGACGAGGGAGAGCACUUCAAAAUAGAGACAGACCCAGAAACAAAUGAUGGAAUCCUGACAGUCAUAAAACCUUUAGACUUUGAGGAGGAAGCACAGAGGGAGCUGAACAUCUCAGUGGAAAAUGAGGCGCCGUACUUCUCCUGUAAAGUGAAAGAGAGGACGCCCUCGGGCCUCUGGGAAGUUGACACCAGUAACGGUGGUGAUGAUCCUCAUCCUCACUCUGUAAAAGUCCUUAUCGAAGUUGAGGAUACCAACGACCCCCCGCGGUUCGGCGUGGCUGUCAAAGACGCCAUGCUGGAGGAGAACGCACCCACUGGGACCUGGGUAGACAAAGUGACCGCCGUGGAUCCCGACUCCACUCACGCAAGAGAUUUUGUGUACAAGGUAGGAAAUGAUCCUGCUGGCUGGGUGACGGUGGAUCCCCUCACAGGAAACAUCACAACAGUCACAACACCAGACAGAGAAUCUCCUCAUGUCGUUAACGGUGUCUACACCAUCUUACUGCAUGCAGUGGAACACGGAGAGCCACCAUUGACAGGCACAGCCACACUGAACAUCCUCGUGAUUGACCAGAACGACAACGUGCCUCAGCCGACGGCGGACUACGUCGAUGUGUGUGUGUCUGACGGCCCCACCACCACUAACAUCACAGCCUUUGACCUGGAUGGAAAUCCUUUUGGAGGGCCUUUCACAUUUGAACUGCUGGGGGAUGUUGACGGGAAAUGGAAACUGAAUCCCUCAUAUGGAUACACAGCUGGCCUGGUGAAGGAUCCCAGUGUGUAUGCUGGCACACACACCAUUGACCUGAAGAUCUCUGACAUGCAGGGAGAGUUUGGUGUUUACAACGUCAGCGUGGCCGUGUGCGACUGCUCUGUGACACCCAACUGCCGAAGCCACCAAGGCACCGCCACAACAGCUGCCUCUGGUGCUAUAGGCGUUGCGUUCGCCUCACUGUUUUCACUCCUGUGUCUGCUGCUGAUGGCGGUCGUCAUGACCUGCAAGAAGGAGUUCACCACAUUGCAGGCCGGUGAUUCCUCUGGAGAAACCCUCCUCGUGUCAAACAUUGAGAAACCAGGAACAGACUGCAAGCUAUCUGCCAGUGUCCUGGCACUGUCCACUGAUAAGAUGCACCAGAACACAUCUAAUGGUCUGCAUGAUGGAAUGCAACACAGCAAAGCUUCAACAAAGGAUACGGAGCAAAACGUCAUCUACAAACACUUCAGAGAUCACAGAAGGGAAAAUGUUUCCUACCUAUUCAAUGAGAACUGGAACCAGACGACCUGGAAUUCUCUCAUAGCCAAUGGCUGCCAUCACACCCACCAGAUUGACAAUAUGAGCACAAUGAAUUUCCUCUACAAAAGGAACUCAAGUUAUGCAAGAGAAGCAGCUCUCCUGGCUUUGCUUCAAACGAGGCUCUCCUCUCUCCAGGAGACAGAGGGAGAUCUAAACUAUCCGCCUCACCUCUACGCAGAUGAAGGGGACUCGGACGACCUCUCUGAGCUGGAGGACAUAACCGUUUCUGACGACGAUUCAUUCCAGGAAGCGCUGAAGGACUUGGGCCUCAGGUUCAAGAAACUGGCUUCCAUUUGCAAGCCACCACAUGUACAAAACUGAACAUUAUGUACCAAUAUAUUGAGCGUUGAAACAAAUUUUUGAAACUACAAGCUUUGGUUUUAAGGGUGAUGGAUGUUAAUGACAGAUAAAAGUAAUACUGUUAAUCAUAUGUUAUUUAAUAGCAACUGUUACAAAGUCCUCCACAGUUUUCAUUUUACAAGUAGGGGGAAAAAAAUAAAGUACAGCUGUCCUCCAAAAGCUAUUCGGAGUUACAUUUGGACAGUUAAGCAGAAAAAUGUCAUAUUUAGCAACAAAAAAAAAAUUAUGUGCCUGCUGGCCUGUUCAAAAGACAAAUUCCACAUUGCAUUUUGCUAAACUGCCAAUUAAUAAAUUUGCUUCUAGCAUACAGCGGCUUGAUUAAAGAAAUUGCUCUCCCAUUUCAUAUAAUAAAGCUUCAAAAGUACAAAUUCCCUAAAAUUUGGGAUGGAGGAAAAAAAAAAAUCUUAGCUUCAAAUGGGGAAAGAAGGGAGGUGCUUUUUAAAUAAGUAGAAAACUACAAUAUUUACAGGAAAUGU